AUGGCUAAAUCCCCUGACCCCCAAAACCCCACUUCCAAACGCUACCCUCGAAAUCCCUCAAACUGUGCUGCAAUUCCAAAACGUGCUUUGUUGACUGAUCUCCGCAAGAAGAAGGCUGCCAGUAUAUUAUUAAAAUCAACUCUUGAGAAAAAUUUAAAAGUCAGUAGACAAGUGAGCGACCUCCUGGCUAAUGGAGAUAAUAAAUUUGCAGUAAAAGCGUUGAAAGAGAUAAAACAAAAAGCUUUAAAUACUAUUCAAAAGUGCCAAAGGAAGUUAAAGGAUCGUAAUUAUUCAACUGCACUCAACUCAACACAGGAAAUCCCUGAGGAUGAUAAGAAGGACUUGGUUUGAGAGCAUCCUUAUGCUUCAAAAUCUGCUAAGAAAGAUAAAGGAACUCUUAAUGCCACUCAACUUUAUAAUGUAACUUCUAGGAAAUAAGAACAAUAAGAGUGUCUGUAUGAACAAUGAUAUCCUAAUUGAAGAGACAUCCUUACCAAAGCUGGGAACUUAUAAGCAACCUUUGGGAGGUGAAUACAGCUAUUUCAGAAGCAGGGGAGACUCCUGAGGAGUAAACUCAAUUAUAGCCGAUAAGUAUAAAAAUAAAAGAGCAAUCUCACAUAAAAGAAGUCAAAAUGUUGACAUUAAUUUAUCCAAACUGAUUUCAGAAAAUAUGAGGAAGGAACAAGAGAUAGAAAGGAAUGAAAGAAUGAAAAUCAAGCUUUCACAAACAACCUACAGGAAUGAAUUAUGAAAGCAGGUUCAACAGCAUAAGGAAUUGAAAAAGCAGCUCAGCCGUCAAAGCCAACAAGUUGAUCAAGAAUAUCUCAGGUUUGGCAAUACACAAUUGAUGAGAUACAACAAGGAACAUGAAAGAAAGAAGAGGAGAAUAUAUGACCUUAGUCAAGAAAAUCAGAAUAUGAGCAAGGUUUUAAAUAGACAACGGUCUUCUCAAAAAAUUACAGAAAAAGAAGAUGAUUACAUAACAAUUAAAGAGGCUGAGCAGAGCUACCAUAAUGACAUCAUUAAGUCCAGUUUAGAAAGACAGAAGGCGAAAACUCAAUACAAACAGGAAAUUGAUCAAGCAGUCAAACAUAAGAUUAAAAAGGCCUACGAAGAUGUAGAAAAUGAAAUAGUCGAAUGUCCAAAACCAGGAUCCAUGCUUGACUACUUCUUUUUAAGUAAAGAACAAAGAGGCUAUGAAUGACCAAUCAUGAGGCAAAAGAAAACUGACAUUCAGAAUAGUUACCAAUCUUACGAUGCUAGACUAAGGAAACCCAAGAACAUACUCAGUGGAUUUUUGUAGAUGAAAUAUAGCAGUUAAUUCUAUUUUUGAAAACUUAUAGCUAAAGAGAUAUCUAAGAAAGCAGUGAAGGAUAAAAUAAGCCUGCUAUUAGCUCCUAUUUUUAUUCUUCUUAUAACUAAGCUUACUUUUAGCCACAAACUCUAAACUUA
Messenger RNA from Moneuplotes crassus, 1452 nucleotides. NCBI's taxonomy places the organism in Eukaryota, Ciliophora, Spirotrichea, Euplotida, Euplotidae. The record is from the annotation of a GenBank genome assembly.